Messenger RNA from Myotis davidii, 714 nucleotides. RefSeq names its product SSU72 homolog, RNA polymerase II CTD phosphatase (gene SSU72). Bases 9 to 530 code for a protein of 173 amino acids. The transcript is spliced from 6 exons. NCBI's taxonomy places the organism in Eukaryota, Metazoa, Chordata, Mammalia, Chiroptera, Vespertilionidae. Gene Ontology annotation, cellular component: nucleus; mRNA cleavage and polyadenylation specificity factor complex. Gene Ontology annotation, molecular function: RNA polymerase II CTD heptapeptide repeat phosphatase activity. Gene Ontology annotation, biological process: termination of RNA polymerase II transcription. The record is from RefSeq and is a predicted model, not a curated record.
CCACCGCCAUGCCGUCGUCGCCGCUGCGGGUGGCGGUGGUCUGCUCGAGCAACCAGAACCGGAGCAUGGAGGCGCACAACAUCCUUAGCAAACGGGGAUUCAGUGUCCGGUCCUUCGGAACAGGGACUCACGUGAAGCUCCCAGGGCCAGCGCCCGACAAGCCCAACGUUUAUGAUUUCAAAACGACAUAUGAUCAGAUGUACAACGAUCUCCUUAGGAAAGACAAGGAGCUCUACACGCAGAACUGCAGAGACCUGUUUGACCUGAUCCUCACCUGCGAGGAGAGAGUGUACGACCAGGUGGUGGAAGAUCUGAAUUCCCGGGAGCAGGAGACCUGCCAGCCAGUGCACGUGAUCAACGUGGACAUCCAGGACAACCACGAGGAGGCCACACUGGGGGCCUUCCUCAUCUGCGAGCUGUGCCAGUGCAUCCAGCACACGGAGGACAUGGAGAACGAGAUCGAGGAGCUGCUGCAGGAGUUCGAGGAGAAGAGCGGCCGCACCUUCCUGCACACCGUCUGCUUCUACUGAGCCGGCACCCGCCCCACGGCCUCCGCGCUGCCUGUUGUUAAUACUUGUUCCUUCCCACCCGUCCUGACCCCAGGGCUGCUGCCCAAGAUGGUCCCUGCGCUGUACAUAGUUUGGCCCCACAGCUGUCAAGCUCGGUGUCCCGCUCUCGUUACUAGUGUGAAAUUAAAGUGUUUCUUUAAACAAA